Messenger RNA from Chaetomium strumarium, 4089 nucleotides. RefSeq names its product glycosyltransferase family 2 protein. The record is from RefSeq and is a predicted model, not a curated record. Gene Ontology annotation, cellular component: cell septum; cell periphery. The coding region runs from base 180 to 3833 and encodes 1217 amino acids. The transcript has 3 exons. Gene Ontology annotation, molecular function: chitin synthase activity. NCBI's taxonomy places the organism in Eukaryota, Fungi, Ascomycota, Sordariomycetes, Sordariales, Chaetomiaceae.
CGUUCGGUUGCCCAGCCGCGCUCCUUCCUUCCCUUCGCUUCGCUAAGCCAGGGGCGCUGCAAAUCAUCUCGCAGCAUUGUCCACUUCUAGUGGCGCCUUCCCGUCUCCCGAGAGACAAAACUCCCCGCAGCAACACCAGCGCAGCAAACAGCCUGCCAGUGCUGCCAACAUACAGGAUCAUGUCGCUCCCCCAAAGACCGGGCGCGACGCCCUCGUUCGAAGAGCGGCAUAGCUACCGGCACACCCAGUCGCGACGCCAGCAGCGUCCCGCAGACAUUGAGGCCGGCGGGUAUGCCCCUGUCAGCGCCGGACAGUCACUCCAUCAACGUGGGCCAUCAGCAUCCUCCUUCGCCGAAACUAUUGCGUCGCCUAAUCCGGAAAUAGAGAGAGCUCCCCUGUCUCCCACCUCACCCCAUGGGCACCCGCCCGAGUCGCCGUUUCAGCGGAAGAGGAGUCUCAUCCGGCCAGAGCGGAAUAGGAUAGACAAAGACCACCCGAAUUAUUACUACCGGAAGCAUGCGGCAAAUAUGGAUACAUUACCGUCCUCGACGGGCAAUGAUCCUAUUGCGGAGGAUCUGGAAGGAACUACCGACUUGUCUGGAUCGGGUUCGAGGAACGAUGAAGUUCUCUCAGACACUUCGCCGCCAAGGAGACAUCGUUCGGCGAAGCACCGGAGCGUUGAGCCGGAGAAGGCAGGUCGGACGAGACGCAGGGCAUCGAGCGCCGCGAAGCACAGCAAGAUCACCAAAGACUCGAAGCGCCAGAAGCAGGUCGAGCAGAUACGACCGCCGAGUCUCUGGAACAUCUACUGCGCGAUAGUGACCUUUUGGUGUCCGGGAUUCAUCCUCAAGUGCUUCGGGAUGCCAGCGAAGGCUCAGCAAAGGGCAUGGAGGGAAAAGAUGGGUCUGAUCAGCAUCAUUCUGUUCAUCAUGGCGUUCGUCGGUUUCCUCACAUUCGGUUUUACGCAAACCGUCUGCGGCAACCCUCCGCUACGACUACGUGUGAACGAGGUUUCGGGCGGUUACAUGAUUUUUCACGGAUCGGCCUACGACCUUUCAUCAUCUCACCAUCCUCCUGCGCAGGGCAUUCCCCGGCGCUUGGACGGCAGCGGCGCUAAUGUCCUCUAUGACCUUCCCGAGAAGCACGGUGGGCAGGAUGGAAGCUUUCUCUUCCAGAAUGUCAACGGCAAAUGCAAGGGCCUUAUCAGGGCCGCCCCUGGCUCCGACGUCCCAACGGAUUCAAGCGGCAACCUAGCCUGGUACUUUCCCUGCACAACCUUCAACCAGGAUGGAUCCUCGCAACCGAACCUGACGAUUCCGUACUAUCUCGGUUACGCUUGCCAUACUACCGCUUCCGCCAGAGACACGUUUUAUCUGGGCCUCAAGGGCGCUGCUGACGUCUACUUCACGUGGGAUGACAUCAAGAACAGCUCUCGCAACCUCGUAGUCUACUCCGGUAACGUCCUCGACCUCAACCUUCUGAAUUGGUUCAACGACACACAGGUGACCUAUCCGGACCGCUUCAAGGAGCUGAGGGAUCGAAACUCGGCCGCGAACAAGGCGAUUCGCGGUCGCGACAUCACACGGGCUUUCCAGUCUUCUAGCGACAAGCAGAAUGCCGAGUGCUUCACGGAGAUCAUCAAGGUCGGCACGGUUGACACCGACACUGUCGGGUGUAUUGCCUCUCAGGUCGUACUCUAUGUCUCGCUCGUGUUGAUUCUUUCCGUUGUGCUCGCGAGGUUCGUGCUUGCUCUGGUGUUCCAAUGGUUCAUAAGCAAGACGUAUGCCGCGGCCAAGACUUCUCAGACCUCCGACCCUCGGAAGCGCAACCGGCAGAUCGAGGACUGGUCAGAGGACAUCUACCGGGCUCCUCCACGAAUGGCGGGCGACAUUGGGAGCAGCGUCAACGGCUCUUCUGAUCGGCACAGCAAGCGCAGUAGCACUUUCUUCCCUACCACGUCUCGCUUCUCGGCCGUCUACGGCGUCGACCGAGCGAGUCGGAAAUCCGGGCUACCCACCACCAUGGCAAGCCAGAAUGCUGCCGGCCAGCUCCUCACCCCUGGGGGGAUGUAUCGGCAGGGUAACGACAGCCGGACAAGCUUUCUCAAAUCGGAUCCGUAUGCAUCGAACAACAGCCCGACCGAAGGCCCAGGGCCUGCGGGCUUCAUCCACGAGGCCGUGGUUCCUCAGCCUCCGUCGGACUGGAUGCCGUUCGGCUUUCCGCUGGCCCAUGCCAUUUGCUUGGUCACUGCCUAUUCGGAAGGCGAGAUGGGCAUCCGGACGACUCUGGACUCGAUUGCAAUGACGGACUACCCCAAUAGCCACAAGGUGAUUCUCGUCAUUUGCGAUGGCAUCAUCAAGGGCAAAGGAGAGGCCAUGUCAACCCCCGACAUUGUCCUCGGCAUGCUGAAGGACCACAGCACCCCGCCGGAAGAGGUCGAGGCGUUCUCGUACGUAGCCGUUGCGAGCGGUUCCAAGCGGCACAACAUGGCCAAGAUCUACUCGGGCUUCUAUGACUACGGCGCCAAGUCCGCCAUCCCUGUUGAGAAGCAGCAGCGGGUCCCCAUGAUGGUGGUUGUGAAGUGUGGGACACCGGAUGAGGCGGUCAAGGCGAAGCCCGGAAACCGUGGCAAACGCGACAGUCAGAUCAUCCUGAUGUCCUUCCUCCAGAAGGUCAUGUUCGAUGAGCGGAUGACGGAGCUGGAGUACGAGAUGUUCAACGGACUCUGGAAGGUCACGGGCAUCUCGCCCGACUUCUACGAGGUCGUCCUCAUGGUCGACGCCGAUACCAAGGUUUUCCCCGACAGCCUGACGCACAUGAUUUCGGCCAUGGUCAAAGACCCCGAGAUCAUGGGUCUCUGCGGUGAGACAAAGAUCGCGAACAAGCGAGCCAGUUGGGUCUCGGCCAUCCAGGUCUUUGAGUACUUCAUCUCUCACCAUCUUUCCAAGUCGUUCGAAUCGGUUUUCGGUGGUGUCACCUGCCUUCCCGGAUGCUUCUGCAUGUACCGCAUCAAGGCGCCCAAGGGCGCUCAGAACUACUGGGUCCCCAUCCUCGCCAACCCGGACGUGGUGGAGCAUUACUCGGAGAACGUGGUUGACACGCUGCACAAGAAGAAUUUGCUGCUUCUUGGUGAGGACCGAUACCUAUCGACGCUAAUGCUGCGUACCUUCCCAAAGCGCAAGCAGGUUUUCGUGCCACAGGCUGUGUGCAAGACGACCGUCCCGGACACCUUUAUGGUCCUGCUCUCCCAACGCCGUCGCUGGAUCAACUCGACCAUCCACAACCUGAUGGAACUUGUCCUUGUCAGGGAUCUGUGUGGCACGUUCUGCUUCAGCAUGCAGUUUAUCGUCUUCAUCGAGCUCAUUGGUACACUUGUUUUGCCUGCUGCCAUUGCGUUCACAUUCUAUGUUGUCAUCAUCUCCAUCAUCAAUUCGCCGCCACAGAUCAUCCCGCUCGUCCUGCUAGGUCUGAUUCUCGGCCUUCCGGCUGUGUUGAUCGUUGUGACGGCUCACAGCUGGUCGUACGUCAUCUGGAUGUUUAUCUAUCUGCUCUCGCUGCCAGUCUGGAACUUCAUACUCCCCACGUAUUCCUUCUGGAAGUUCGACGACUUUUCCUGGGGCGACACGAGAAAGACGGCCGGCGAGAAGACCAAGAAGGCCGGUAUCGAGUACGAGGGUGAAUUUGACAGCAGCAAGAUCACCAUGAAGCGCUGGGCCGAGUUCGAGCGCGACCGCAGGGCCAGGAACAAUUAUUGGGGCUCAACGGAGAAUGUCGUUGGCGGAAGUCAGCCGCAUGGCCACGGCCCUUACGACGGCUACUACUCGGAUGCGUGAGCCCAGACUUUUCCUUGGAAAGAUUCUUUUUUCUUGAAGAGGUAUAUAUUCGUUGCAUAGACCGUCGUGGCUAGCGUCGCAGCUCUUCUUUAAGCAGCACCUUUUACUUCGGCUGGACGAGAAUUACGCCGUUGCUUUGAGUUUCGAUGGAGAUGCGGCUUGUUUGUUUGGGGGGGGGGUUUGUUGGGUGGCAACCGGAAGUGUCUUCUUCUGCUCUCUUGCCUAAUCGAGUUCCCGGGCCCGCUUCAUUUCCUUC